Messenger RNA from Misgurnus anguillicaudatus (oriental weatherfish), 11668 nucleotides. The record is from RefSeq and is a predicted model, not a curated record. NCBI's taxonomy places the organism in Eukaryota, Metazoa, Chordata, Actinopteri, Cypriniformes, Cobitidae.
CAUUCUACUCACACUACAUCCCACUAGAUGGCAGAAAUACACCAAAAGCUGGUUUACCAACCGCCAUUAAACACAAAAGAAGAGGAAGAAUGACGUCAGCUGGCGGAGCCUGUCAAUGCGGUAGUGACAGCGAAGGAACGCACUGACUGGCAAAGCAAUCUGGACUGGUCAAACCUGAGAUUGAAACUAAUCUAAAACCCGGGCUGAAGGCGAUCGGAGGACAGCCCGAGGUCGAAGAACAGCAUGGGGAACGCAGAGAGUGGCUGUGGCCCUGGGAGCGGCGAUGAGGAGGAUGUAGAAACGGAGAGCCCGGUGUUCGCCGAUGGCAGCCCGGCCUCUGCGGCCACAGGAAACAGGGCUGGCAGCGGAGGUGGCGGCGGCGGUGGAGGAGCAGGCUCCGGUCCGGGAAGAAGCGGAAAAGGGUCGACGAACACGCCGACACCGAGCUAUGGACUGCCCACGCCCGAAGCUUUACUCGAGCAGGUGAAACUAAGAGAGGCGGCGGCCCGUAUGAGCGACUCGUGGGUCGCCAUUUCGGAGUCGGUGUUGGCGCGGAACGACAGCGCUCUGGUGCGGUGGCUGGAGGAGCGGCUGAGCCGCGGUGAGGAGUCCGUAACACUGGAGCAGUUCUGCGAGAUGCUGGAGAGCAGAGACGCGCCAAGAGAUGAGUGCGAGGAGGCCUUUGGUCAGUUCGAUGCUGAGGGUGAUGGGAUUGUUGAUGUGGAGAACAUGCUCAUGGUACUAAAGAACUCCAAUGGAGCCAAUCUGCAGGGAGAACUUAGUCAUGUGAUCAGACAGCUCCAGGCGUGCUCUCUGACACCAGGAUUUGUGGAUAUAUUCUCCAAGUCCAAAGAUCGUCUUAAAACACAUGCCUCCAAGAUCCUGAAGUUCUUGCACAGGAAUCGCAUCCCCAGCAGUUCCAUCCCAUUUCCUGUGCUGGAGGGCUACAACAGCAUCUGCACUAUGAGGUCAUCUGUAGUGCAAGACUUCCUGGAAUACUUACUGCAGAAAGAGAAAGAUCUUGACAUCCAAUACAGAUCGGAAUUGAAUCAUGACCCGGACGUGGAUAAGGUCAAAGUUGUCAGCCAGUGUUACAGUUCUAUUGAGGCUUCGUCUAACAGUGCUGACAUCCACAAAAUGACCAAUGGAGAGACUGUGUCUUUCUGGCAGUCAGACGGCAGCGCUCGCUCACACUGGAUAAGGUUAAAAAUGAAGCCAGAUAUAGUUUUGAGACGUCUGGCCAUUGCGGUAGCAUCAAAUGACCACAGCUACAUGCCUCAGCUGGUGUCUAUAGCUGUGGGGAAGAACCGUCGGUCCCUGCAGGAGAUCAGGGACGUGAGGAUUCCCAGUAAUGUCACGGGAUACGUACCGUUGCUGGACAAUGCCAACAUCACCCAUCCCUAUAUUCAGAUAAACAUUAAGCGUUGCCUGAGUGAUGGCUGUGACACGCGUAUUCACGGUCUGAAGACAAUGGGCUACCAGAUCACCAAGAGCAAAGAGGUUUCGGUAUCCGACGCCUCGGCUAUAUGGUAUCUGUCACUCCUCACAUCUCUGGUCACUGCGUCCAUGGAAACAAACCCGGUGCUUGCGCAGACCGUCUUACAGAGCACACAGAAAGCCUUACAGCACAUGCCCCCUCUCUCCUUAACACCGUCUUCAACAGAGUUUCCUAAAUUUUUCUCUGCAAACAUUCUAGAGGAGGUGGAUGGAUUUUUACUGCGCAUAGCAGACUGCUGUGUGUCUCCUGAAGCUGAGCUGACUCUACUCGCGUUUGCUUUGGCUCGUGGCAGCGUUGCUAAAGUCCUCAUCUCUCUGUCUGGUAUCUGUGAGCAUCUGGACUCCGAAUACAAAGCUUCCUCACUGCUGGCCUCCAUGGCCUCGGUUCGACUCAGGCUGCUCUACCGGAAUGGUAAACCCCUCCAGCUCCAUUUGCAGGCAUGUGAUGUCAAAAGUAAAGAGGAGAAGUCUGGUCCAGAAAACAUUCUGACAACAGAGACAAACACUGGAGAUGAAGUGGACACUUAUUUGGGACAUCCGUUUGGGCUUGCAGGUUUCCUGACAGAGAACGGAAAGAGGAAAGCCAGUGUGAUUUUGUCCACCGAAAACCAGAGCUGCUUUCAGGUCACACAGAUCAAGAUGAAAGUGCGUAAAGGAGCGAUCGGUGCUAAAUGCGGACUGGUGUUUGCUUACAAUGACAAUGAGGCCUUUGAUGCUGAUAAACACUUCAAAAGAUUCAAAAAGUAUGACAGCUGGGACUACAAAGACUACAAAGAAUUUGUCCAAGACAACACAAGGAUAUCGGAGACGAGUGAAGAUGAUCCGAUUGGUUGGUUUGAGCUGGAGGAGGACUGGAAUGAUGUGGAGAUCAAGCUACAGCAAUGUCGAGUAUCAAAAUUCCUGAUGGUGAAGUUCCUGUGUGCUAGACAGGACACAGCAGAGCGAUUGGGAGUUCAACAGAUGAGCUUCAGUGGCUAUUUGUGUCCAGACUCUGAGCGACUGGAGGAUGUCGAGGAUCUGAGCGCUCAGAGUGAGGAAAACGCAUCAGGCCUGAUCACAGGUCUCACACUCAUGAAGAGAACCCUUUUUUUCAUCCAGCAGCUCACCAGAGACAUGGAAUCGUCUUUGUCCAAGCAGAAAUCCCUGCUGGACUUCAGUGACCUCAACCUGCUCCUGUUCUGGGAUUUUUACAACAAACUCAGAUCUGUUGAGGGAGAGGAAGCGGUGAAGACUCGGGUUCUUCUUCUUCAGCUGUUUCAGAACUGCUUCCCAAUGAUGCCCAACCUGACUGAGGCUCAGCUGUCAGAUACAACAGCAUCUGCCUCACCCUCAGCCAGCACAGACGUGAGCCCUGCCGAAGCUGUCGGAGAGCUUUACGAGCACUUGUGUCAAGUGGUGGAUGGGCCUGAAGGAGAGACUGCGGUGGAGAAAGCUUUGAGGAAAGAAACCGUAAAAGCCAUUCUAAAUGGAGCUGCUAUCUUCUAUCCUAACAAGCAGUGCAGGAGAGACAAACUCUUUCAUAUGAUGAAAAACAUAACGGAGGAAAAUCAACCCGAGUCUGUGAGACUUACGUUCGAGUCACUCUGCAAUUACUUCAGCGAUCAAGACCCAAAAGGUCUCCUUUUGCUGCCCCCUAAAGGAGCCCCUGCUGACUUUGAUGUCUCACCCAUCCUGACCGUCAUGGACACUAUGCUCAUAGUGGCCAGUAGAGAGUGUGAAGUGUUGAUGUUGGGGUCCAGCAGAGGGUCCAUUUGGAGAGUCUUGCUGUCGCUCUUCUGGGCUCUCCAGGGCAGUCUGCUGUCCUGGUGCUUCUUACAGAUCAAAGGAGGAUCAAACACCUCUAUCGAACUGGCCCGGGAAGUCCUGCUCAAAUAUGUGGAGCAGUUCCUGGCAGGUACAAGAGACUUACUGGGCUCUCUUAUUAAGCGCUUCUCUGGAGCUGAUAUCAUGGAGAAACUCAGUGGAUCUAUCAUCGCCAUGGCAACCAGACAGCUGACAAUCUUUCUGCUGGAGCUGUGUGCUCUGGAUAUUCCUCAUUGUGUGCUGCUAAAGAGGUUUCACCCUCUGGCAGAUCUACUGAAGAAACUGUCCAAUGACAAGGAGGACAUCUUCUCUAAGGUUGAUAUGGAGGGCUGCCAGCAGUCUCAACAGCCUGUAAUAUUGAGGACGUGGCACAUGGAGUCCCCUCAUAACUAUGAGAACAGCAGACAUGAGACCACCGUCUUCGUCUGUCCCGGAGCCACUUCCUUCGAGGUGGAGUUUGAUGAUCGCUGUGAAACAGAGAAAAGAUACGACUAUCUGGAGUUCACUGAUGCUAGAGGAGGGAAAGUAAGAUACGACAUGAAGGUUGGCACAGAGAAAUGGCCAAAGAAAGUGACGUUUAAAGCGGGUCCCCAGCUGCAGUUUUUGUUUCACUCAGACAGCAGUAACAACGAGUGGGGUUACAAGUUUACCGUGACAGCGUACGGUCUGCCGGACAUCACCGUGUCUUGGACCUCUGACCUUCAGCUGCUUGUUUCCAGACUGAUGGGUCGUCUGGCCUCCCGCACCCUGGCUUUGAAAUCACCUUAUGAGAUCCGCGGUGUGAAGGAGUUGCCUGCAGGCUUGAUGAACCAUGUGCUGUCUUCUCCCCUAUGGAAGCCUCUCUUCAGACAUGGACUCAGUCAGUUUCCAGAGGACAAAGCAGCGGCCAGCGCAGACACCGGCCAGGAAGCGUCAUCCCCUUCAGGAGAUGAAUUGGUGGAGUUCUUGAUGGAGUUCGCCCGUUGGGAUCCCUCCCAGAAUCCAUCCGAUGACAGGACGGAGGUCAUGAGAGCCCUUAUGAUGACCUGCAAGAAACAGCCAAUCAGAAACGAGAUUGCUGCAGGACCAAAAGUGGAUCAGGCUGUGAAUGCCACCUGGGCGGCCAUGGUGUAUCACACACCUGCACUUCACAAUAGUCUUAAGAACUUUGUUUAUAAAAAUGGUCAGACCAGCCUCAGUGAUGACGUCAUGCAGGUUUACUCCCUCGCAGAUAGCAUUCGAACUUGGAUGUUGGAGAUGAAACAGCGCUACCUUGUGGGUAAAAUGAAUGAACCAGAGGAAAAAGAGGAAGGACAGAAUGAGGUUACGAUGGAGUCUCUUGCUGAGAUUUGCAUCAGUCGAAGUUUGUUCCUCUUUAGAUUCAGCCCAAAUUGUGGAAACUCUCUUCCUGACCAAGAACCCUCCAGAACAGAAGAGGGCGCUUGUGCUGGUCCUCUUCUACGAUCAGUUUCCAUAUCAGAGGGAGACUUCCAGCACAGUACCUCCCCCUCCAUCUCCCAGAUCCCUGAACGCACAGGAGCAGUAACGCCUACGGGGACAGUUCAGCUUGCACAGGUCCAGGGGUUUUCUGCAUCACGAGAUGCCGGGGCUUCCAGCAUGGGGGCAACAGGCUCAUCAGAAAGCCUUCAGUCUCAAACAGGGGAGCCAACGUCUCCGUCAGUCUUCCCACGUAAAGCACCUUUCAGUCGUGGACGCCUAAGGCUUCUUUCCUUGCGAUCUAUGGAAGAGCCUCGCAUGAUACUGCCAGUUAAAGAGCGCUUCCCUAUUGUCAAACACAUCCUCAACUUUAUGAAGGACAUGGUCAUCAGUGAGAGCAGCGUUCUUAAUACUCUGGCCCUGAAGAAAGCCCAGGCUCUGAGCAUCUGUGAAGUUCUGGAGAUCGUGCAGCAGAGUAUUCUCACCUUGGGGAAACCACACCUCUUCCAGGCACCCUGUAUCCUGUUUCUACAGGAACUCUUGGCAUGUCAGAAAGAUUUCACCAAUUACUUCUCUCAGUUGGCGGGCAGUGGGAAGGAGAUGAGGCAGCUGGUCAGACACUCGUAUCAUCAGUUGGUGCUCAUGCUGGUGGAGGCGGUGCAGGGCUUCAAUGCAUUGAAUGAGAAGGUCCUGCUGCCUGCCCUGUCAUGUGUGCAGACAUGCUUGCUGCAUUUACUGGAUAUAAGUUGGGAAGCAGAGGACCUGUCAUUGUUUCUGGGCAUUAAACUGCCUGAUCUUCUUCUCACCAUGUCUCAGGAAAACAUCAGUGUACAUGACAUUGCCAUCAGUAGUCAGUGGACAGAGGAGGAUGAGAUCGCAGACUAUGAGAGGAACUGUGAAUGGAUGGACGAGUGUUUGGAUGGCAUGUUUGAGAAAUGGUUUGACAAGAUCGGCCAGGCCUCACUGGAGGAAAAAAGAAAGAUGCACAUGUUCAUUGCACGCUACUGCGACCUGCUGAAUGUAGAGAUCUCAUGUGACGGAUGUGAGCGGAUUGCACCAUGGCAUCGCUACAGGUGCCUGCAGUGUACAGAUAUGGACCUGUGCAAGACCUGCUUUCUCAGUGGUGCUAAACCUGAAGGUCAUGAGGACGACCAUGAGAUGGUAAACAUGGAGUAUGCCUGUGACCACUGCCAGGGCCUUAUUGUGGGCAGCAGGAUCAAUUGUAAUGUCUGCGAAGACUUCGACCUCUGCUUUGGCUGUUACAACGCCAAAAAGUACCCCGAUAGCCAUCUGCCCACCCAUCGCAUCACUGUCUACCCUAUGGUGACCAUCCGCAUCAGUGACCGCCACAGGCUGAUCCAGCCCUACAUACACAACUACUCCUGGCUUCUGUUUGCCGCGCUCGCCCUGUUCACCUCCGAGCUGGUUAGCGAAAGAGAGCUGGACGGAGAGCCUCUGGAUGAUGUCACUAUGGGUUACGCCGGCGAUCUGCAGACCCGCUGCUCUGACCUCAUCAAUGCGUGCCUGCUGAAGGGACAGACUGGGAAAGGUCUGCGAGCCUCAGCCCUGCUGUCCCUGCUUUCAUCGAAUGAAUCGGUCACAGAGAGUGAACCGUGUGCCCAAACGCCCGACACCUCUCAGGAUACCAGUAGCUUGGAUGCCACCUCUCUUCCCAGCAGCACCACAGCCAUCUGCUCACCGCCGCCACCUGCAGACAGAAAACUGAAAAAGCAGGAUGAGGUUGAAGAGGGUGAGGAAAAGGAAGAGAAGAGGAGAAGGAAUCUGGUCUCUCAUGACACAUCAGAAUCAUCCAGUGUGAGUCAGACACCCUCUGUGUCCAGUGAGGAAACACUGUCACCUGGAGUCGGAGUUUCAGUUUUCGAAUCAAGUGGAGACACUAUCACAUCUCCUACUUCAGAGAACAUAGAUGCAUUUAAAGACCAGGAGAAGACAGCCAGAGGGCCCCUACAGGAACAUGUGUUUGCCGAAUGCUCCAGAGAGAGAAUUCUUGGAUUGUUGGCAGCCAUGUUGCCGGCGGCCAAACCAGGCAGCACACUAUCUUUGUCCAGUCUGAGUCCUAUUUUGCCAUUGCUGUUCCGGGUGGUCAUCUCGAAUGCUGGCUGUCUGAAUGAAACAUACCAUCUGACUCUGGGGCUUCUGGGGCAGCUUCUGCUGAGGAUCUCACCAUCCGAGGCUGAUGCAGCUGUGGUUGAGGCAUUGACCGACAAAUUUGAGCUACUUUCCCUGGGAGAUGCAGCAGCCCUUAAUGUUCAGGGCUGGAAGACCACUCAGUUGCUCUUCAGUCUGGGUGCAGUGUGUCUGGACAGCCGUAUUGGUUUGGACUGGGCAUGCUCCGUGGCAGACAUCUUGCGUAACCUGAACGUUUGCCCUCAAUGGUGUGCGGUUGUGGCAGCUUUUACUGAUCACUGCAUCCAGCAGUUACCACGGCAACUCAAAAGAACCAAUCUCUUCACACUGCUGGUUCUCGUGGGCUUUCCUGAGGUGCUGUGUAUGGGGACUCAGGCUGUGUUCAUCGAUAAUGCCAAUGAAAAACAUAACAUGAUUCUGCUUAAACACUUCACUGAGAAGAAUAGAGCUGCUGUGGUGGACGUGAAGACUCGGAAAAGGAGAACAGUGAAAGAUUACCAGUUAGUCCAGGCACACGACUCCAACAGCGGCAGUGACGUAGAGUCUCAAGCUGCGUCCCCGUCCUCGGCCCACCUGAGCCAAUACCUGAAAAACUUCAUCUCCAUCGUGAGUCACCUGCUGCAGGCGGGGAUGGAGAGCAGCGCCCAAGAUGCUGUGGAGGCAACCUGGGUGCUUUCUCUCGCUCUUAAAGGACUUUACAACACACUGAAGAAGCACGGUGUGGAUCAAGCCCAGGAGGCCAUCCAAGGCUCCGGCCUAAUGCAGCUCCUGGUCCGUAAGUGUAGCAAGGGCACAGGCUUCAGCAAAAUGUGGCUCCUGCGAGACCUGGAGAUCCUCUCCAUCAUGCUCUACUCAUCCAAGCGUGAGAUCCACUCCAUGGCAGAGGACGGAGACACGGAGACGGAUGAAGAGAAGGAGAAAGAGAAGGAGCACGACUCAGAUCAUUCCAGCUGCUGUGCAGACGAUGCGGAUCCAAACAGACCAGAUCCGCUGGAAGGGCUGGAUGAAGAGACAAAGAUCUGUUUCCAGAUUACCCAUGAUGCUCUUAACGCCCCCCUGCACAUCUUAAGAGCCAUGUAUGAGCUUCAGAUGAAGAGGACGGACUCUUUCUUUCUUGAAGUUCAGAAAAGGUUUGACGGUGAUGCUAUAAAAACCGACGAGACGAUUCGUACGCUGGCACAGAAGUGGCAACCAUCUAAAAGACCUCGUUCUGAAGAAAGAAACACCAAGGCGGUCGAUACAGAUAUAAUCAUCGUGCCAUGUGUGUCUAAACCCACCAGGUGUGACCGAGCCACAGAAGAAACGAACGUCGUCACGCAGAAGCUCAUCACCAACACUGAGAGCGACCUACAGCUGAGUUACGCCAAGCAGCGUCGCACUAAGAGCUCGGCUCUGCUGCACAAAGAGCUGGACGCCCGCAGCAACAAGGCAGUCCGGCAGUACCUCUUUAAAGUGAACGAAGCCAUCGCCAUCCUGUACGCACGGCACGUGUUGGCGACACUGCUGGCAGACUGGCAUGCCGACACUCCCAUCAGGGAGGAAGACCUGGAGCUGACCGGUGCUUCUCACAUGGCAUACAUCCUGGACAUGCUGAUGCAGUUGGAGGAAAGACCAAUGUGGGAGAAAAUCUUGCAAAAGGUCCUGAGGGGCUGCAGCCAGAGCAUGCUGGGUAAUCUCUCACUCACAGCGUGUCAGUUUAUGGAGGAGCCCGGGAUGGCAGUGCAGGUCCGGGAAUCCAAGCACCCCUAUGACAACAACACAAACUUUGCGGAUAAGGUGCACAUACCCGGGGCGAUCUACCUGUCCGUGAAGUUUGAUUCGCGCUGUCACACAGAGGAAGGAUGUGAUGAGCUCUUAAUGUCCAGCACCAGUGACUUCCUGCAAGACUUGCACACUUUUAGCGGUUCUCAUCAGAAAUGGACUGACUUUGAGAUUCCAGGGGACACACUUUACUACAGGUUUAUAUCAGAUAUGAGUAACACAGAAUGGGGCUACAAAUUCACUGUGACUGGUGGGCAUCGAGGGCGCUUCCAGACCGGUUUUGAGAUCUUGAAGCAGAUGCUUGCUGAUGAGCAAGCCCUUACUCACUUACCACUGACUGACAUCUGGGAGUGGCAGGUGGGCGUGGCCUGUCGGCAAACAGGAAACCAGAGGCUGAAAGCCGUUCACCUGCUACUGCGGCUUCUACAGUGUCCGUCUCAAUGGGGUUGUGACCUUACUCUUCUGAGGCCUCUCUGGCAGCUCUUUACCUCUAUGGAAGGUGGUUUGAGUCAGGACCCCACCAGCAUCACGGUUCUCCUUCCCCUUCAUCGGGCUCUCACUGAGCUCUUCUUCAUUGCUGAAGCCAAGGCUAUGGAUCAGGGCAUUUUGCAGGAGUAUCUACUUGCUCUCACUACAAAUGAACAACUGGUAGUGCAAACUGCACAGGCUCUGAAAAACAUAGCAGCCAUCAGCCUGGCCAUUAAUUACCCGAAUAAAUCCACUAAGCUGCUCAACAUGUCCCCCUGAAAGAGGGAUGAAAGCGAGGGAGAUGAGAGGAGGAAAGCCUGCCAGAUGCCCACAGGAACAGUCUACUGUGGUAGUUGAUGGCCGCGGCGGGCGACAUCCACGUAUGGUCUUCCAGAAAAAAAACACCUGUGAAUUCAGCCCUUUGCCGUUUAAUCAUUUGGUGGGGGGCAGAGCGAUGCCUCUUGACGUAUUUUGGUACCAGUUACGGCCAUCACGGGACCCUUUGUGAAUCAUCCCGGCCAUAUAAUUAGAAAAGCCUUUUAUUAUUGCUAAAUAUUGGCUCGGUUGAAAAAGUAAGUUACAGCGCGGUCAACAAAAAGAUUUUUUCUUUCUUUUUUUUUUGUUGUACCUCAGCUUUAACAGUGAGAUCUAUUCGGUUAUCCGUGCCAAGGCGCUCUGCAUUUUUUUUUUUAUAUCAUCCUUCGUCAUAUUUUCUUAAAAAGCCACAGAGGGUAAAACAAUCGAUCAAAGUAAAAGGAGGUCACCUUUUCCUGCAUCACACACCCUCCCUGGACACGCUGCCUAAAAAUACGAAGCUGCCAGUGCAGUGUCAUCCGUCAGAGUGGCCCGAAACUUCAAACCGCAGUGGAACAACCUAUACUGCUCACUAUAUAUAUAAAAAUAUCUAACAAAUCUCACUGGGCUUAUUGUACCAGAAUAUAAUGAGCUGAUGUGAUCAUACUUGAAAACCAAAUGUCAGCUUACGUGUAAAGGUAUAGUUCACUUAAAAAUCUGCCAUCAUUUACUCACCCACAUGUAACAAAAUGAGUUGUCUUUUCCGAACAACGAAAGCGGAUUGGGAUGAUGGACUGCUCUGGUCACCAUCCCCGGAUAUUCUGCUGGAGAACUUGUAUUGCGUGCACUGCAAAAAGAAGAGACAACUAGGUUUGAAGUUACACGAGAAUGAGUAAAUGACUACAUUUUUUGGCGUUUGUUUGUUUUUUGCAUCACUUUAUGCAUGGUAGACGAAGUACCUAAGAAAAAGUUUUAUGUGCCAUGUAAACAUAAGGCGCCAUUUGCCUUAAGCUCAAAUGAUCUUGCUAAUGAUUGUGGAUCAGUUAGGAAAUCAAAACAUGCCCAGACUAAACAGAGGGGGAAUGUAAGUGAUUACUCCCCCAAAACUCAUUUAUAAUGCAGCACACCACCAUUUCCAUUGAGGGAGCAUCAUAUACAAAAUUCCACUUUAUGUUGUGCUGGACAAAAACAUGGCAGUACCAUAAGUGAAGUCGUUUCAAUGACCUGUUAACAUUUCUUUUUUAGAGCUGAAAGAUGAUCAUUAUCAAACUACAUAGUGGUUAUGGAAAAAUGUAUACUGUAUUUAUUACUAUUACAGGAAUGUUACUGGGUAAAUCUUGAGUGAAAUGUAUGAUCGGGUAAUAGAGUGAGAUUUAUUCGUUGCCAUUUUGCUGGUCAGGGAAAGCUUAUUUUUUGGUUGUAAUUGUUAUAUUAGUAUAUUUUAUAUAUAAUUAUCUUUUUGUUGCUUUGUAGCUUGUUUCUUUAUUUUAAAUGAAUGGUGUAAGUCAGGCAUGUGAUCAUUAUUUUUUAUUUCAUUUUGAUUUAGUUUUAUUGGGUGAAAGAGAACUGUAAUGGAUAUCUAUGCCAAAGAAUUAUUCGUGUUUAAAAGAAAAGCAUUAGAUGAACACAAAGAAAUUCGUAUUUAUCUUCCAAUAGCAGUUGUAUUUUCUGGGGGAUCUUACUGUAUAUUUGGGUGGCUGGUGUUUUAGUAGAGAUAAAGCAGAAGGUUAUUCUGAAGAGAUGGAGUUCAGCUGCAGAUACAGAUCCUUUAGUCCUUAAGGUUUUUGUUUACACGUGUAGUAUGGAGCACAUGCUACUGUUGUUCGGGUGGUUAUUCAAAAUGUCUGCCAGGAAGACUUCCUGUCUGUAUGAAGCCUCAGAUAUUAACAAACUAUGUGCCUAUGUUUCAAGUAAAGCAAUGCUAAUUUAAUCUUCAUAUCAUUGUAAAGGUCCUCUCUUUAAGUAUAUUUUUUAAAGAAAAGUAUAUAGUUUAAUUUCAAGCAUUUCUAUUUUAUUUUUAUGAAUGUCUGUUUUGUUUCAGACUUCAUGACUUUAAUUGAUAUUGCUUUGAAAUUAAUUGAAUGUAUAUAAAUGUUAAUAUUGAUAAAUGCAUAAAUAAUUGAUGUGGAAAAUAAUCUUUCAUAUCAGCCCAUCACUUUAAAAAAAUGUAUAUUGUUGUAAGUUUCCAAUUUUGGAUUUAUUUGCUAUGGCAUGCAAAAGGAAACACAAAUGCUAUGGGUUUAUUGCUAAUUUGUUUUUAAUUAAAAAAGCAAGAAAUUCA